Messenger RNA from Manduca sexta (tobacco hornworm), 750 nucleotides. Its product is annotated as chorion class B protein PC10. Gene Ontology annotation, molecular function: structural constituent of egg chorion. The transcript is spliced from 2 exons. The record is from RefSeq and is a predicted model, not a curated record. Gene Ontology annotation, cellular component: egg chorion. Gene Ontology annotation, biological process: multicellular organism development; chorion-containing eggshell formation. Bases 61 to 645 code for a protein of 194 amino acids. NCBI's taxonomy places the organism in Eukaryota, Metazoa, Arthropoda, Insecta, Lepidoptera, Sphingidae.
UUUAGUAUAAAUUGUAGGACGCGAUCCCUGCAUAGUAUUGUUGAUUCGACACUUAUAAUAAUGGCAGCCAAGCUUCUCCUUGUUUGCGUUUCUGCGCUCUUCGUUCAGUCCGCCAUGAGCAACUGCCUCGGUCGCAUUGGCGCUGGUCUCGGACCUUACGGCGCCGGCUGGGGCUAUGACGGUCUCGCCUACGACGGCCUCGCAUACGGCGCCGCCUGGCCCGCCGGCCGUCUCGGCUGCGGAGCCAUCGGCCCCAUUGGCGCCAUCACCCCCGCCGCCGACCUUGCCGCCUCUUACGGCGGUGGCCUCCCCGUCGCUACCGGCUCCCCCAUCGCCCCCACUGGUCUCGCCGUCGCCUCUGAGAACGUGUACGAGGGUCCCGUCGCCGUGGCCGGUAACCUGCCGUUCCUGGGUACCGUCGCUGUGGAGGGUGUGUUCCCGACCGCCGGUGCUGGUGCUGUCUCGUACGGCUGCGGCGACGGUGCCAUCGGUAUCACCGCUGAGGGUCCCAUUGGAGCUUAUGGUCCCGCUGCCAUCGCCCCCGCCGGUAUCGCCCCCGCCCUCGGCUAUGGCGGUUUGGGUCUGGGUUACGGAGUCGGCUACGCUGGACGCCUCGGUGGAUGCGGCUGCGGUGCUAUCUACUGAAAUCUUCUCACUAACGACUUUGAUGUAAAAUAUAAAUAAUAUAUAUAAUAACCUUCAAGUGCAACCUUUGUUUGAUUUAGCACUAAUUAAACUUAUAAUAUGAAA